AUGUCUUCCAACGGCUCUUCCUCUGAGGCUCCUGCCAAGCCGACCCUCACCGAUCGUGAGCUUGAGAUCCUCCAGCACGCUUGGACCUGCAUGAAGUCGCCUCCUGAGAUCGACUACCCCCGCCUGGCCGCUGCCUGCGGCAUGACCAACCCUCGCUCCGCCAGCAACGCCUGGAGCGGCAUCAAGAAGAAGCUCUUCGCUGACAUGCCCGCCCCUGCCGACGAGGAUGGCAAUCCGGUUGCGACUCCUUCCAAGCGCAAGCGCGGCACUCCGGCCAAGAAGAAGGCUGUCUCCGCCGCCGAUGAGGGCGAUGAGCUUGCCAACUCGGACGGCGAGGAGAAGCUCGUCGUCGAGACUCCCAAGAAGAAGCGCAACACGCCUGCCAAGAAGAAAACCGCCGCUGCCACUGUCGUCGCCGCCGGCACCACUGACGGCGAAGUUGCCGAUGGUGAGGAGACCGCCUCUGAGACUCCUGCCAAGAAGAAGCGCACCCCCGCCAAGCGCAAGACUCCCGUCAAGGGCAAGAAGAGCGCCGCCACUGUUGCGGCCGACAACGAGGAGGAGGUCGAGGCUGCCGCCGAUGCUGCCGCUGAGGAUGCCGCUGACCAGGCUCCUGCUGCCGAUGUCGCGAAACUCGACGUCCAGGAUGACGACAAAAAGGAUGUCGACAUGGAGAAGGGUGACAACCCGGAUGAGAUCUAA
This is a messenger RNA of Colletotrichum spaethianum, 702 nucleotides long. RefSeq lists its product as uncharacterized. The record is from RefSeq and is a predicted model, not a curated record. NCBI's taxonomy places the organism in Eukaryota, Fungi, Ascomycota, Sordariomycetes, Glomerellales, Glomerellaceae. Bases 1 to 702 code for a protein of 233 amino acids. The transcript is spliced from 2 exons.